Brassicogethes aeneus is the source of this 2277-nucleotide messenger RNA. Lineage: Eukaryota; Metazoa; Arthropoda; Insecta; Coleoptera; Nitidulidae. The record is from the annotation of a GenBank genome assembly.
AUGGCCGCCAGCAAUGUGAGAGUACCGGAUAAAAUAAUGGAUUGUGAUGAAAGUACCAGCUGUAGUGACGAGUUUGAAGAUUCAUGUGAUGAUAGUGUUGCCGACAAGGACUAUGCAUUAAGUGACAACGAUGAAAGUUCAGAAAACAGUGAAAGGGAAAAUGAACUAGCAAGUUUAGCAUCCAAAACGCGGCGAUCUACUGAGAAAUCAUCUGAAAAACCUCCAAAAUCUCGUUGGAGACAAAAAAGAGAAGCCAGUUACCAAAGAGUGAAGAGCAAGAGAAGGCGUAAUUUGGGUCAGGAAUACUUAAGCGUAAAAAGCAAGAAUGUCAUCAAAGCACGCGAGUUGGGACCCCCUUGUCAUUGCAAAAAUAUGUGUAGAGAAAAAUUAGACAACACACAUGAAGCUAUUUUUAACAAAUUUUGGGAUUUGGGAUCAUUCGAUUUGCAAAACAGUUAUCUUUUUGGCUGCAUUCGUAUUCAUAAAAAUAAAAGGUCCUACAAAAAGAAACAAAAACGGCAAGAAUUUAGUAGAACCUUUAAUGCAGAGUACACUGUUAAUAUUAACGGCAAAGAUGUACAAAUAUGUAAGGUGGAGUUCAUGAGUAUACAUGGGAUCCAAAAUUCCCGAGGCCGAAUUAACCGUGUGGUUAAAAUGAAAGCACAGGGGUCUUCUGUUCCAGAACCGUAUAGACGGGGCAAACAUGCAAAUAGGCCACUUAAACUUACAGAUGAACAAAAACAAUCAGUUAGAAGACACAUUGACUUAAUUCCCAAAUAUCAGAGCCACUACAGUAGGGCUGACAACAUGGCCAAAAUGUAUCUUAACUGCGACAUGACAAUAGCACAUUUGUACAAAAAAUUUUAUGUUCCGUGGUGUGAAGAGCAAAAUAUUGUUCCAGUAAAAGAAUACGCCUAUCGCAAAAUUUUUUGCACGGAAUAUAAUAUCGGCUUUAAGUUGCCAAAAUCAGAUACCUGCAAAACUUGUGAUGAAACUAGCAUCAAAUUAGAGACCGCUAUAAGGAACAAUGACGAUGAACAACGUACAAUAUUGUCAACAACCCUAAACCUACAUAAGUCAAGAGCUAAGGCAAUGCAAGAUCUAUUAAAAUCUGAAAAAGAACUCUCAAGGCUUAAAGGUUCUAAAAAACUGGUGAUUUCUUUUGAUUUACAGCAGGCAAUGCCCAUACCAAAGUUGACAACCGGACCUGCUUUUUACUGCCGAAAAAUAUGGUUGUAUAAUCUAGGGAUCCAUGAUUGUACCGCCGAGCAGGGGUACAUGUACUUAUGGAGUGAGGAUAAAGCUAAGAGAGGGGCUGACGAAAUAGCCUCUGUACUGCUAAAAUUUCUUAAUAAUUUGGAAAAUAAUAAUGUGGAAGAUCUUGUUGUUUUCACAGACAACUGCCCUGAGCAAAAUAAAAAUUGGCUACUUACGUCAUUAUGGUUACAGUUGGUCAAGGAAAACCGGUUUAAAUCCAUAACACAUCAUUUUUUAAUUAGCGGUCACACCCAUUUGCCAUCCGACAGGGAUUUCGCUCUAAUAGAAAAAAGACAUAGAAAAUAUGCACCGGUGAUUUAUUCACCCGAAGGAUGGUACUCAGUGGUUAGGGAAGCCAACAGCAAAAGCCCAUUCAUUGUCACGGUAAUGGAACCAGACGACUUCUUUAACUUCGAUCCAAUAUUAGCCAACAUUAAGAAGAAUACCCAAACUAUUGAAGGGGGAAAUAUGAACUUUUCUGGUGUAUAUUCUUUUUUAUUUAAAGCUGAAAAUACAAAAUCAAUUUUUGUCAAGCACACAGUUAAUGGAGAAUAUACUGAGGUUACCAAUACUGAUACAGAUCAUCCCGAUCAGGUUAUCAAACAAGAAUAUGAAAACAAUAAUGAAAAAAGCAGUGAUGCAAAUGAUGCUGACUCUGAUCAUUCCUAUUUUCAAAGAUUUGAGAAAAAUACUCGUAGUAACAAAGACUUUAAGAACAAAAGAAAAUCUAGGAAACUCAAGAGAGACGGUGUGUAUGUAGCGGAAAAGAGUAGAGAAGGUGGCGCUAGGAUAUGUGCAAGGGACCAGAGGGACAAGCAUGAAAAGCACCCACAAAUAUCAGCAGAGGAUAAACAGUUUGUUAUACAACAUAUUACUGAAUUUCCUGCAUAUCAAAUCCACUACUCCAGAUCUCACUCUGCUAAACGCUAUUUGUCACCUGAUUUGUCAAUUCGACAAAUGGACAGAUUGUACCUAAAAGAAUUUAAUGAGAAAGAAACCAGUUUCCGAUCAUUUUUAUAG